AUGUCUGCUCUUCGAUCCCAGCCGUUGCAACCGCUUAAUAGUGGGCAGUUGAAUGCCCGCACUAACAGCGUGACGCCCGUCAAGCCGGUUAAACGCUACAAGGAAAACUUGCAGCAGGUGGAGCAGAAGCAACAGACCAAGAAGAAGAAGGAGAAAUUGUCGGCUCUAUGCAAGACUCCUCCGUCCGUGGUGAGAACAAGAAAUGGCCGGGACUACCGCCGUGGAAACUUUUUGGGUGAAGGCGGCUUUGCGCGGUGUUUCCAGAUGAAAGAUGCCUCCGGCCAGAUAUAUGCUGCUAAAACCGUCGCCAAGGCGUCGAUCAAGAAUGAGAAAACCAAAACCAAAUUGUUAUCCGAAAUCAAAAUACACAAGUCUUUGAAGCAUCCCAACAUUGUCAAUUUUGUCGAUUGCUUUGAAGACGACAUCAACGUCUAUAUCUUGCUUGAGAUUUGCCCCAACCAGUCCUUAAUGGAGCUUUUGAAAAACAGGAAAAGAGUCACCGAGCCCGAGGUUCGCUAUUUCAUGGUUGAAGUUGUCGGCGCCAUCAAGUACUUGCAUUCGAGACGAGUUAUCCACCGAGACUUGAAAUUGGGCAACAUUUUUUUCGACCCUGACAUGAACUUGAAAAUUGGCGAUUUUGGUCUUGCCUCGGUGUUGCCCACCACCGAUUCCAAAAAAUACACAAUUUGUGGAACUCCAAACUACAUUGCUCCCGAGGUCUUGGGCGGCAAGAACACUGGCCACGGUUUUGAGGUGGACAUUUGGGCAAUCGGUAUCAUGAUGUACGCCCUUUUAGUCGGCAAGCCUCCCUUCCAAGCCAAAGAUGUAAAUGUCAUUUACGAGAGGAUCAAAAAGACUGAAUACUAUUUUCCAGAAGACAAGCCAAUCUCCGAAUCCGCAAAACAACUCAUCAAGGAUUUGUUGAGCUUGAACCCGUUGAAUAGACCAACCAUUGAUGAAAUAUUGAGCUACGAGUGGUUCAAAGGUCCAUUCCCCGACCGCACGAGAGAAGUUAGCUUGCUUGAAGCACCGGAAGGUCUCGAGUACAUCUCUCGAGUCCAAUCGUCGAUCAACUUCAAGUCUGCCAAGGAUAUGGCCGGCAUUUACACGCCCAAGAGCAAGAAUCCGGUUGAGAUAUUGAGGUCGGACUUGCACUCUGAACAGCCAAAGGCAAUGCUUCCUCAAUCGCUUUCACCCAACAACACCAAGAACAAAUAUCAAGAAGUUGAACCCGAUCAACUUGGCAGGCCAAAGAGAGUCAACUUCAACUCGCAAUUUUCCACAACGAUCAAGCGGCUCAACGAAACGUGCUUUGAAACGUACCAAAACAUUCGAAGGUUGGAGCAUUCCAAGCACGAUGCUAUAGACGCGAUGGAGUUGCCCAAAUGCGAGAAUCCCACCUUGAUCAGUAAAUGGGUCGACUACUCCAACAAGUACGGCUUUUCGUACCAGUUGACGAAUGAUGACAUUGGCGUGCUUUUCAAUGACGAGAAUACUUUGCUCAAGCUCCACAAUUCAAACAAGUUUUUGGAGUUGAUCUACCACGAAGACGAAGGAUGGACUUGCAUUGAAAACUCGUUGGCACAUCCUCCCGUGCAAGCUAAAAGACAGUUGGAAAUUGUCGAUUUUUUCGCCAAGUACAUGAACAGCAACCUUUCCAAAGUGAGUGAAAACGAGGAAAGGAAAGAAGUUGUGUUUUUGAGACGUUACACAAGAACACCCGAAUACAUCAUGUUUGAAAUGACAAAUGGCAAUUUCCAAUUCAAUUUUAAAGACCACCAUAAAAUCUGCAUUUCAAAGUCCGGUUUAGCAAUAACUCACAUAUCCCCCAAUAGAUUCACGCAAACGCAUCCGUUGAUUCUAAUCAUGCAACAGGGAGACUUCCCCAAGGAGCCUGUUCCAGAUUGCUCAAGGAAGAUUGCUAUUAUCAAAGAGGCUAUUAAAAAGAGGGCAUUCAAGGAGACAUAA
Messenger RNA from Lodderomyces beijingensis, 1968 nucleotides. The record is from the annotation of a GenBank genome assembly. Lineage: Eukaryota; Fungi; Ascomycota; Pichiomycetes; Serinales; Debaryomycetaceae.